AUGUACGACUUCAAGUAUAAUCACGCUCUUCCCACUUCAGAUGUCCUUGCAGUGGAGGUUCCUGCCGACUGUGAUGCUCAAAAGUCAGCCGAGGGCAUCGUGGCCCUCCUCUCCGAGGCCAUGGGGACUGGCAAUGCGCGCGCAUUCACAGACUUGUUUUUAGAAUAUGGUGUCUGGCGCGACAAGUUAUCGUUCACCUGGGACUACCGCACCUUCAACUUCCAGCCCGCGAUCUUGAAGGCCGCCAGCGACCUCUUCCCCCAAACCAGGGCGUCUAAUUUCCAGUUCCUCACGCCGGAACCGACCAUUUCCCGACCAUACUCGGACUUCUCGCAGCUGCAGUUUAUAGUAUCCUUUGAAACAGGACUUGUUUUGGCAUCGGCUGUCAUCAACGCGGUGCUCACAAAGGAGGGCUGGAAGAUCUAUACCAUGCACACGGUUGCAGAAACCUUGAAGCAAUUCCCUGAGGUCCCUCCAGCUGAUGGCCAUAUGACUGGUCUCAUUGGUUGGGAGAAGCAGAGAGCCAAAGAUGUCGAUGCUGCUGAUCCGGAGGUUCUGAUUAUCGGCGGUGGCCAAAAUGGACUUGCGCUAGCUGCUCGAUGUAGGGCACUUGGUAUGAACAGUCUUAUUAUCGAGCGUAAUGAGUCUGUUGGUGAUAUCUGGAAGAAGCGUUACGAGUAUCUAUCGCUGCACUUCCCCCACUGGGCUGAUGACCUGCCAUAUGUCCCAUACCCUAAACAGUGGCCUACAUACACACCCGCCUACAAACAAGGCCUCUACAUGGAAUGGUACGCCUCAGCGCUAGAGCUGAACAUCUGGGCCAAAUCGUCAAUCGUCAAAGCCGAACAAGACGCCCAAAACAACUGGACCAUCGUGGUUAACAAAGAAGGCAAAGAAACCCGAACCCUGCACCCCAGCCAGGUAGUCAUGGCCACCUCCCUCUGUGGCGUCCCCAUGACGCCCAAUAUCCCCGGCAUGUCCGACUUCAAAGGCACAAUCCGCCACUCAACCACCCACGACAGCUCCCGCGACUUCAUCGGCAAAAAGGUCUGCGUAGUCGGCACCUCCUCCUCCGGAUUCGACACAGCCUUCGACUGUUCCCGGCGCGGAAUCGACGUAACCCUCCUCCAGCGCUCCCCAACCUACAUCAUGUCCCUCACGCACUCCGUCCCCCGCACAAUCGGCAACUACGCACCAGACGCCCACGGCAACAGACCCAGCCACGAGGAGCAAGACCGUCUCUUCUUCGCCACCCCCACAGGACCAGGCGAGGAACUCGCCCGGCGCAAUGCCAAAGCCCUAGAAGACCUCGACCGGCCGCUCCUGGACGCACUUCACGCCCGCGGUCUCCGCACCUGGCGCGGCCAGCGCGGCACAGGCGGCGCAACGCUCGGCCAGACGAGGAACGGCGGGUUCUAUUUCGAUGCUGGUGCGUGCGAGCACAUAAUCAACGGGAAAAUUAAGGUAGAACCGGGCUAUAUCGAGCGGUUCUCGUCCGACAGUAACAAGGUUCUCCUGAAUGGGGGUCGGGAGCGUGAAUUCGACCUCGUGGUUUUUGCGACAGGGUUCUCGAAUACGAUUGACUCGGUGCGUACGACGCUUGGAGAUAGCAUUGCGGACCGGUGUGGUCCGAUUUGGGGUAUUGAUGAAGAGGGCGAGUUCAAGACUGCGUAUCGUGAGACGGGCGUGGAGGGGCUUUGGCUUAUGGUGGGUUAUCUUCCGUAUACGCGGUUCCAUUCGAAGUUGCUUGCGAUGCGGUUGAAGGCGCUGAUGGAGGGUGUUUCGCCGGCGCCGUAUAAAGAGUAG
Molecule: messenger RNA, 1806 nt
Organism: Aspergillus versicolor CBS 583.65
Lineage: Eukaryota; Fungi; Ascomycota; Eurotiomycetes; Eurotiales; Aspergillaceae
Product: flavin-containing monooxygenase
Exons: 3
Coding region: 1-1806 (601 amino acids)
Molecular function (GO): monooxygenase activity; flavin adenine dinucleotide binding
Source: RefSeq, a predicted model, not a curated record